Messenger RNA from Carassius gibelio (silver crucian carp), 2465 nucleotides. RefSeq names its product beclin 1-associated autophagy-related key regulator. Gene Ontology annotation, cellular component: extrinsic component of omegasome membrane; mitochondria-associated endoplasmic reticulum membrane contact site; extrinsic component of phagophore assembly site membrane. Gene Ontology annotation, biological process: autophagosome assembly; cellular response to starvation; mitophagy. The transcript has 10 exons. Lineage: Eukaryota; Metazoa; Chordata; Actinopteri; Cypriniformes; Cyprinidae. The record is from RefSeq and is a predicted model, not a curated record. Bases 174 to 1709 code for a protein of 511 amino acids.
AAACACAAACAACACAAGACACAGUGCGUAGCGCAGACAUUUAUUACACUCUGAGCAUAGAGACGUUAGGACCAGAACUACUGGUUACAUUUAAUAUUUCCAACUACAGAUCAUGUUAAUCUAAUAGUGACCGUUUCUAAGAGGCGUCUAUUAUUUAUAGAGCCUGUAUAAUCAUGGCUUGUUCCUUAUCAGGCGAACCCCGGGCUUUGGGGCCUGGUGAAGAGCAUCCAGAGUCUGCAUCAGAGACCCGGGAGGCCGUUCGACCCCAGCCGCCUCAGCAGCACCUUCAGCCGGCGUGCGUGAGUGCUACUGCCGCGGUCAUGGUGGAGGCUCUGGAUGAUGCAGAGGGACUCUUUGUAGCCGUGGAGAGAUGUCCGCUUUGCAACACGGCCAGACGCAGACUGACCUGCGCCCGAUGCAUUCAGAACGGCGAUUUCGUGUUUUUUGACGGGAGAAAUCCGGAGAGGUAUUCAGAAAAGCUUGAAAGACUCCAAAAGCUCAAAAAUGAGAAGGAGAAUCUUCAACAGAGAGUCAUCAGCGCCAUGGACAAGAAGGUCCAGGCAGACCAGCUUAGGUGGAAAAUCAUGUCAUGCAAGAUGAAAAUCCAGCAACUCAAAGAGGCCAUCUGCACCGGCAAUGAAGAAGUGAAGAGUGGCAGGGAGCUGUUACUGCGUUCCCAAGAUGAAGGACAGCGACUGCAGCGCAGGGCCAGCCGACAUCAGGAAAAGAGGGACAAAAUUAAGCGUCAUAACCAGCGUCUGGGAGAGCUUCUGGAGAAGAGAUCUAAAGAGCUGCAGGGGAGGCUGGAGGUCCUGGCUGAAGUGCGGAGAGAACACAUCCUGGAGCUCACCGCUCACAUCUUCAACAUCCAAGAGGAGAAGCAGGGCAGCAGGGACCCAGCAGAGGCUGAAAAUGACCUUGCUCUGACCUCCAGCACCGUCAGUGAACUCGCAGAGGCGAGGCGAAUCACCUACAGCUCAGGCCGCUGGAUCUGGGACGAUCAGAACGGAGAGACGAGCAUCAGUAUCACUGCUCCACACGUCACACUUCCCAGUAAUGGAGACUGCUCAGCCUAUUACAGCUGGGUGGAGGAGAAGAGUGGGAAUCAGGGGCCAGAGUUGGACCACAUCAACCCGGCGCACACCAUCAGUGCCGCCCUCUGCUACGCUACACAGCUCGUCAAUAUCCUGUCUCAUAUUCUGGAUGUCAGCCUUCCAAAAAAAUUGUGCAACAGUGAGUUCUGUGGUGAUAAUCUGACCCGCUACCGAUUCACCCGUGCUGUAAACAAACUAAACACCAACGUCCUGCACCUCUGCUUCUCACAGCAUGUCGACAGUGAACAGCUCCAUCCGCACCACACUUUGAGGAAUAUCAUGUUUCUUGUGUCAACGGCAAACAAAAAACUUGGCAGAACCGGGCCGUUUGAGGUGAGUGCUGCUUUGGAAGACUCUAUGGAGUUUGUGGAACCAGAGGCGGCUGGCCCGGCGGAGGAGAGCGGAGAGGAGGCAGUGACGGAUGAAGAAACAGACUUGGGCACAGACUGGGAGACGGUUCCAAGCCCUCGCUUCUGUGACAUCCCCUCCCAGCCUAUGGAUCUAUCACAGAGCGGCAUGCAGGCAUCCCAGCCAGUUGGCAAUGCAGGGGGCAUGAUCUCCUCUGCAGCUGCCUCCGUCACGUCCUGGUUUCGCACCUACACCGGGCAGCGCUGAGAUCUGGUGGAUGUGGGGGUGGUUAAACCAGAUUGACCUAUGCAAACACCCCAUUACUGUCAUCCUCAUUUAUGUCAGCUUGGCUUAUUGGGAGAAAUAAAGUUUUCAUCUAACUGCUCAUACUAAAGUGUAUGGUGGAAACCAGAGCAAAGGAUGUGUUCAGAAACAACUCUUGUGUGGGUUUAUUGCAGAAUGGAAGUGUGUGGUGAACUACUUCUAAAUGUCUGAUGUUUUGUAGCUCAUGUUAUACUGUAGACACUAGUCAACUUUAUUCAGUGUACAUUGCCAAAUAUUCUUGUCUGCUCAUCGUUGCAGAAAUUGUACAUUUGAAGCAUAGUUUGGACUAACUUGACUGCGCUUUUAGAGUUUGACUGGUUGCACCUCACCAGCUCUUCAAAGAACCUUACUGUAUACAUUUUGCUGGACUUGUCUGAGAGAAUGGCAAAUGUUAUUGGUGUGUCUUGUUUUAUUAGAUUUUAAAUGUACAAGAGGAAUUGUAUUUUAUGAACAAAUAAGUUGUAUUAUUUUCCUUUAAAUUUCCUCAAACACUGUGGAUUACAUUGGGCACAACAAUUCUGCUUUGUUACCCAGUGGAGAGGCUGGCUGUCUAUUUGCUCUUAGGAUUUAUUUGUUUAUCACCCUCUUUAGUUGUUGAAUUAUUUUUUUUCUAAGUUUUCAUUGUAGAAAUGUUUUAAUUUGUAUUAGCCAACCUCUUCAAUUAUUAAACAUAAUACCUCUCUGAAAAGUAACAGGAAA